This is a messenger RNA of Didymodactylos carnosus, 879 nucleotides long. Lineage: Eukaryota; Metazoa; Rotifera; Eurotatoria; Philodinida; Philodinidae. The record is from the annotation of a GenBank genome assembly.
AUGCUUUUCCGCUGCAACUAUGUAGCACUUGUCGGCGGUGGUAACACACCUAAAUAUUCUCCAUCGAAAGUGAUGAUUUGGGAUGAUUUAAAGAAGAAAAUUGUUAUUGAACUUGAAUUUUCAACAGAAGUGAAAGCAGUACGAUUACGUCGUGAUAGAAUUAUUGUUGUACUUAAAACGAUGAUUAAAGUUUAUACUUUUACACAAAAUCCUCAGCAAUUACAUGUCUUUGAGACUUGUACAAAUCCUCAUGGUUUGUGUGUUGUUUGUCCAUCCGGUUCAAAAUCUUAUCUGGCCUUUCCGAGUCGUCAUAUAGGACGCAUUUGUCUUAUUGAUUUAGCAAAUACAGAAAAACCGGUUGUAGAAAUAAAUGCACAUGAAGCAUCAGUCAUAUAUAUAGCAAUGAAUAUGUCUGGUACUCGCUUAGCUACAGCAUCGGAAAAGGGCACACUUAUAAGAAUAUUUGAUACAGAGACAAGUCAGUUACUAAACGAAUUACGACGUGGUGCUAAUCAUGCUACUAUUCAUUGUAUUAAUUUUAAUCAAGAUUCUACAUUAUUGUGUGUAUCAAGUGAUCAUUCGACGGUGCAUAUAUUUUAUAUUGAAGAACCUCAUCGAAAUAAAUCACGACAUUCAGGUUUAACGAGUGCUGCUACAUUUUUACCAAAAUAUUUCAGUUCUAAAUGGAGUUCGUGUAAAUUUCAAUUGCCUUCGAAUACAUUAAGUAUAUGCGCAUUUGGUCCCAAUUCGGAUGUAAAUAAAACAGUUAUAGCAUUAUGUUCUGAUGGUAGUUACAGUCGAUUUUUAAUAACUCCAAAAGGCGAAUGUAUUCAAGAUCAAUAUACACAAUUUUUAGAAGUUGGUGAAGAUGGUACUUGA